Neoarthrinium moseri is the source of this 660-nucleotide messenger RNA. RefSeq lists its product as uncharacterized. The record is from RefSeq and is a predicted model, not a curated record. Gene Ontology annotation, biological process: intracellular protein transport; endoplasmic reticulum to Golgi vesicle-mediated transport; Golgi organization. Bases 1 to 660 code for a protein of 219 amino acids. Gene Ontology annotation, cellular component: Golgi apparatus; endoplasmic reticulum; COPII-coated ER to Golgi transport vesicle. The transcript has 3 exons. Lineage: Eukaryota; Fungi; Ascomycota; Sordariomycetes; Amphisphaeriales; Apiosporaceae.
AUGAGGGCCAUCCUCCCCCUCCUGUCGCUGAGCACCGUCGCUCAAGCCCUGUACUUCUACAUCGACGGCAGCAACCCCAAGUGCUUCUUCGAGGACCUGCCCAAGGACACCCUGGUCGUCGGCCACUACGAUGCCGCAGAGUACGACGACAACACGCAACAAUGGUCGAAACACGACGGCCUGAGCAUCUACAUCUCGGUCGAUGAAGUCUUCGACAACGACCACCGCGUGGUGUCGCAGCGCGGCUCGUCGAGCGGGCGCUUCACCUUCAGCGCGGCCGACGCCGGCGAGCACCGCAUCUGCUUCACGCCCUCGUCCAGCAGCGGCCGCCAGGGCUGGCUGAGCGCCCUGAGCCCCAACGGCGGCAUCAAGCUGACGCUCGACCUGGCCAUCGGCGAGACGAGCGACAUCGAGAGCGCCGACAAGGGCAAGAUGGAGGACAUCUCCCAGCGCGUCCGCGACCUGCACUCGCGCCUGCAGGACAUCCGCCGCGAGCAGGUCUUCCAGAGGGAGCGCGAGGCCGAGUUCAGAGAUCAGUCCGAGUCCACCAACGCCCGCGUCGUCCGCUGGAUGUUCAUCCAGGUCCUCGUCCUCGGCGCCACCUGCGCCUGGCAACUGUCGCAUCUCCGGUCCUUCUUCAUCAAGCAGAAGCUCACCUAG